Vanessa atalanta (red admiral) is the source of this 2460-nucleotide messenger RNA. RefSeq names its product glycerol kinase (gene Gk2). Bases 149 to 2263 code for a protein of 704 amino acids. The transcript has 13 exons. Gene Ontology annotation, molecular function: glycerol kinase activity. The record is from RefSeq and is a predicted model, not a curated record. Gene Ontology annotation, biological process: glycerol metabolic process; glycerol-3-phosphate biosynthetic process; triglyceride metabolic process. Gene Ontology annotation, cellular component: mitochondrion. NCBI's taxonomy places the organism in Eukaryota, Metazoa, Arthropoda, Insecta, Lepidoptera, Nymphalidae.
GCCGCGCCUCCCCAGUGCAGCUAUUUGUUUGCGCGGGAAAGCGCGCGUCCGUACAUUAAAUCGGUCUGUCCUCUGUUAAACAUUUUGUUUAUAGGUGUUUUUGUUUAUGUAUAAAAGAAAAGUGUCGUGAAUUUUCCUGUUUUCAACAAUGGAAGAUGGGGACGAGAUGCCAGUUAGGGACGGCACCAAAAAGUCACUCAUCGGCGCCAUCGACGAUGGAACAAAGACAGUCAGAUUUGUGAUAUACGAAGCGGAAAGAUCUGAAGAAUUGGUUUCCCAUCAGUUAGACAAAACAGAGGCUCAGCCGCAGGAAGGAUGGUACGAGCAAGAUCCCUUAGAAAUAUUACAUAAUAUUAAAAUGUGUGCUGAAAAUGCUAUCGACCAAUUGGCUGAAUUUGGAUAUUCAAAAGACGACAUAGUUGCCUUAGGUAUUACAAAUCAAAGGGAGACGACGAUAGCAUGGGAUAAAUUUACCGGCGAACCUCUACAUCCUGCCAUAUCAUGGAACGAUAUCCGCACAGAUAGCACAGUGGACGCGAUACUGGCGAAAGUACCAGACCGCAACAAAAAUUAUCUUAAAAACAUCUCAGGCUUACCAAUCAGUCCCUACUUUAGUGCUCUGAAGAUGAGGUGGUUGAAAGACAACAUCAAGUCCGUGAGACGAGCGAGCAGGGAUAAGAGGCUACUGUUUGGUACCGUCGAUUCUUGGAUUGCUUGGAAUUUAACCGGUGGCGUCCACGGCGGACUUCAUAUAACCGACGUGACAAACGCGUCAAGGACGCUACUCAUGAAUUUGGAAACACUGAACUGGGAUCCAAUGUUAUGUAGAUUGUUCGGCAUACAUAGAGAAUCGUUACCACAGAUACGUAGCAGUGCAGAAAUAUAUGGAAUAGUCAAGGAUGGCUCAAUUUUAGAUGGAAUUAGGAUAUCAGGGAUCCUCGGCAACCAGCAGUCGGCGCUGGUCGGCCAGAACUGUCUCCAAGCCGGCCAAGCGAAGAACACGUACAGGACGGGCUGCUUCCUGCUGUACAACACGGGCACCCGGCGCGUCCAGUCCACGCACGGCCUGCUCACCACGGUGGCCUACAAGCUGGGGGCCGGCGCGCCCGCCGUCUACGCCCUGGAAGGGUCGAUAGCGGUCGCCGGCGGUGCGAUGAAGUUCCUUCGCGACAACCUGAAGCUGAUCAAAGACGUGACGCAGGAUACUGAGCACAUUGCGGGACAGGUGUUCUCGACCGGAGACGUCUAUUUCGUGCCGGCUCUUAAUGGACUCUACGCGCCGUACUGGCGGAAGGACGCUCGGGGUAUCAUCUGCGGUUUGACAGCAUUUACGACGAAAAAUCACAUAAUUCGAGCUGCUUUGGAAGCUGUAUGUUUUCAAACAAGGGAUAUCCUGGAAGCCAUGAACAAAGACUGCGGCAUGCCGCUGUCGAAGCUCCACGUUGACGGUCGGAUGACUUCCAACGACCUCCUCAUGCAGCUGCAGGCGGAUCUCACCGGGAUACCCGUGUUGCGUGCGCAGUCGUGGGACAUGUCCGCGCUGGGCGUGGGCGUGGCGGCGGGCCACGCGGUGGGCGUGUGGGCCGUCGAGCGCUGGCGACACCACGCCACGCCCACGCACACCUUCCUGCCCACCACCACGGAUGACGACCGCGAUGCGAGAUACACGAAGUGGAAGAUGGCGGUUCAACGGUCGCUGGGCUGGGCGAGUACGAAGAAGUCCAUCACAAUGACAGGUCAGGCCAAAAGAAAAAGUAGCAUGUUCCAAAGCUCCGAUACUCUGACCCCGCCCGACAGUAGGAAGACUUCCUGGGAUGUAGACAAUAUAAAACCGGACAUAGACAGCAUUAAACCAGCCACCGACGAAGGCGUAGAUAACUAUAUCGAAGAGCUAAUUCAGUAUUCGGCGCGGAAAUUCUCGAUUUUCGUCCCGCUUAAAGGUCCCAAAGACGAGCACACGAUCUUAGACGACGCCGAGUAUUAUAUGAGUAAAAAAGAAUGCGACUACGACAUGUGUCAGUGUUGCCAGGGCAAAAAAAAGAUACAUACCGACUGGAAGACGAUUGAGGAAAUAAUUGAAAACGAUCCCGAAAUUAUUUUCGAUAGCGACGACAAUCCGAUAGUCGUCGAGCCGGUCAAAGAUCAUUUGUACGAACCGGCGCCGUUAGUUGGGACUAGUUUGAAAAAGCGUAUGCAGUUGGAAAAAUUGCCCGUCAUUUUUAAAAAUAUUUGCAAUAAGUUCACGAACACGUCUUUGACAUGAAAAUGCAAUUUUUCCACGUUUAUAACACAUCGAAUAUUUUGAUUUUAAUCAUUGUUUUUUUUUUUAUGUAGUUGAUACUGUUAUGUAUAGGUGUACUACACGUAUAGUUUUAAAUUAUUUUAAUUUUAAUAUUUGUAACGGCUCACGUACAAUAAGGCUACUAACUUGACCUCAGAAUAAAAGUAUUAUUUUACCUA